GUGGGAUCCUGAGCUGAGAAGGGCGUUACCAACUGUGGCUGUUCCAUCCCUUCCCCCUUGUGUCCCCAGUCCCUUGGCUGAUACAAAGGACAGCCAUGUUGUGGAAGCUGUCCUUGCUUGUAGGACUGAUUGUGCUAGGCACUCAUAUGUGGACCAUUGACAAAGGAUUUGUAGACAUUACUAAGGAUCUAGAUUAUUUUGUGGCAUCGGUGGAGUUUGCUGUGGCUCAGUUCAAUGACAAUAACCCAGAAGAGAACAUAUACAGGUUGCUGGAAGUUGGGAGAGCCCAGAAAAAGACAUGGACAAUGAUAUUUUUAAUGGAUUUGGAGAUGGGCCGCACAAUUUGUAAGAAACAUGAUGAAAACAUCCAUAAUUGCCCAUUGCUACAAGGCUCAGGAGAGAAAAAGGUGCACUGUGUUUUCCAAGUAGAUGCCCGACCUUGGUUUUCUCGAUUCUCCAUCCUGAAUAGUACCUGUGUGCCAACUAAGUGGGAGAGGGGCUCUGGCUACAUAUAGUAGUAUCCCUUCAUGAGAGUGUGACUAUCUGUAGUCCAAGGUCUACAAUGCAAUUAGAAGCAAUAUCCACAGCA
Messenger RNA from Peromyscus leucopus (white-footed mouse), 589 nucleotides. RefSeq names its product cystatin-14. The transcript has 3 exons. Lineage: Eukaryota; Metazoa; Chordata; Mammalia; Rodentia; Cricetidae. Gene Ontology annotation, molecular function: cysteine-type endopeptidase inhibitor activity. The record is from RefSeq and is a predicted model, not a curated record. The coding region runs from base 96 to 515 and encodes 139 amino acids.